This is a messenger RNA of Helianthus annuus (common sunflower), 863 nucleotides long. RefSeq lists its product as uncharacterized. The coding region runs from base 114 to 863 and encodes 249 amino acids. The transcript has 7 exons. The record is from RefSeq and is a predicted model, not a curated record. Lineage: Eukaryota; Viridiplantae; Streptophyta; Magnoliopsida; Asterales; Asteraceae.
CAGGUUGACAGUCACAUGCAACCAGCAGCAAGUGUUAGUUCUGAAGAAAAUAUUCGUUGAAGGUUCACUGGCGUUUCCAUGUGCAUUCGCAUAGUUGACUAAGGAAAGACAACAUGCAAGAGGGUAGGAUAUCAUCCAUUGUCCCAGCAGGACCUGCAAUACCAAUUAAAAUUCGUGUCAUAAGAAAGUGGCAGCCUCGCCUACGAAACAGCGACAUGUACUACUUUUUCAUAGACAAACAUGGUGAUGGAAUACAAGCUAGCGUGCACUGGCUAGACAAAGAACUUUUCGAAAGGAAAAUCACCCUUUUCUCAUGCUACCUUCUGGAAAAAUACAUAUGCGAUGACCAGCCAACACCACCAAGAGUGAAUUCACACAUCGCAAGCAUUCGCAUGGGAACAAAAGCAUCACUAACCUUAAUUCCUACACCAGAUGCAUUUCCAAUGUACUAUUUCAACUUUUGUCCCUAUAGCGACCUUUCACUUCGUACUGGUGACGAUCAAGAACUCCUUACAGACUACUUGGCAAAGCUAGAGUACACAACACCCGGAACAACCAAAAAGGGAAGAGAAUAUCUACGUCUUCGUCUCACGGAUAUCAGCGGCGAACACAUAAACGCUACUUUAUGGGAAGAGGUCUUACCAAAGUUUGAUAAACAGGCAAUGUUGGCUGCAGAGCAACCAAUAAUCGUUGCCUUGACAUCCGUUUGCGUAAGCACGUUCAAUGAUCGAGUGCAACUAGCAUCAACAAUUCCAACCCAUAUCUACUUUAACCCUGAUAUAGAGGCUGCCACAACUAUCAGAAACAGGUUUUACAACUUUUAUUACCGCAAUGAAAAUACUGUAGACAUUUUUGUCGUGUAA